GGAGGUCGGUGUUGAGGGCGGUCGCCGGCGGCGGCGGUCAGCACUUGAGGGUCAUGUAGAGGUGACAGGCAAAGUGGCGUGCGUGCGAGAUAUGGGGAGGCACGAGGCGUGAGGCGGCUGAAGUCAGUGGAAGUAGAUCGCGGCGGCGGCUCUCCCGACGGCGACCGGCGGCGGGCGCACGCACGGAAUGCAGCGAGGCGCGGGGCGCGGGCGGCGGUGCUGCUGCCGCGGCGAUGCUCGCUGCUGCCCGCCGCCCGCCCGCCAGUCAGCCGCGCGCCACCGACACGAGUACUGUUUUACCCGCGCGUUGCCGCUGCAUCCUCUCCGCCGCGCUCAGCGGAGUAUGCUACAGCAGAUGUCCUCGCCGCCGAGAGCACUACCUGGCGAGGUCGUGAAUCUCGUGCGCCCCAUUGAAGGCCGUCUGUGCGGCGCUAUUGUGGAGGACUACCAACAACUUUUGCCGCACAGCAAGACAAGAAGAAAUUACAAUUGUUCUAAGUGCACGUACCACACGCGGAAUUCGCGCGACUAUCUGUUGCAUGUGCGUGACGUCCACUUUGAAAAGUUCAAAAUAUUCUAUUGCCCGCACUGUGAUUACGCUUCUAGACACCACCAAAAGUUAUUGCGACAUAUGAAAGUUCAUAACGAACUAAAUAUGGAAUUCACUUUAAAAAUGAAUUCGGAAGUACAUUUAAUUUCGGAAAACACAGAAAGCAUUGAAGACUUUCUAGAGGAAGUGGAAGAAUACGAAGAUGAAGAAAUGUAUAUUGAGGAAUGCACUGAGGACUUUAUCGGUGACGUGGACGAGUCUAGGACUGAUGAACCCACUUCAGAAUCCUCUAAAGAUAAGAACAAAUUCUUCUCAUGCAACAAAUGUAAUUACGUUACUCAUAUACGUGGAAGAUAUACGAAACACGUUAAAUAUCAUUCUAUGCCUAUGAUAAAGUGCACCAUGUGUGAUUUUCGUACGCCUUAUAAGUGGAACCUAGAUCGUCACAAUAAAAACCACGGUGGCACCGGUAGCUUCCACUGCUCUAUGUGCAACUUCACAGCGGACAUCAAGCAAAGUCUGACGGUGCACGAAAUGAAUCAUCACACGCCGCCUGCGGGCCAAUCGGGUGCGAGUCGCCGUCGCAAUCGGGUGGGCGCCAGCGACACAGCUCUCGCCUUCUCCGCAGUGAACGCGCUCGUCCCCAAGGAGGAGGAAGGGAGCGGUGAUUCGCGAUCCUCACACUCGGCCUCGGAUAUGGGUCUACAGUACGCAGAGAGAGACAUGGUUAGCUGCAACAGUGAUUCUAACGACGCCACUGUUCCUGACGCCGGUGCCAAGAGAGACGACUCGAAUUUGGCACCAGAUGCACAGAACCGGCAUUCACCCGGCAUCGCGAUCGAUGAAGGAAAAUUUCAAAAACAAAGCAGGAAAAUUCCUCGGCCGCCGCCCCCUCUAAUACCCAUUAAUCCGUCGACGCCAAACCAACAUAAAACAUCCAACGGCGAACCACCGCAGAAGAAAUUCAAAGAAGCAACCGAUUGUACAGACUUAAGUGUCAAUAACAAAUUUGAAAAUUUACCUGCCGACAUUACUUUGAUACCAGUAAAUAAUAUAUCCCAUCCAAAAGAAACAACAACAAAUCGCAAGAAAAAUGAGUCCUUUUUUGACAAACUGAAAGAAAGACUGCUAACAGAGACUGGAGAAGAGGGUUCAUUAAUAUGUAAAAAUUGCGGAUUUGAAAGCAAAUGUUUAUCAGAACAUUCUGUUCACGAGAAAAAUUGCACUCCGCAAUCAAAUCGAAUUGCGACCAACACCUCUGUCUCAAGUUUAAGCUCUACACGUUGCCAAAACUGUAGACACAGAUGUAAAUCUAGUGCAGAUCUGUAUGUUCAUAUGCAAACUUGUAAAAAGUAUGAAUCUGUGGCGAACAACUCUAUGGAAGUGGGAACUCAGCAGAGCAAUGAAAAUCAGUCCAUUAACAAAGAAAAAGAAACAGAACCUCAUCCUAUGGAAAAUGUAGUUUUUGUCUGGAAUAACAUCAGUCAGGAAUCAAACAAGUAUGAUAUGCCACUUGACAUAAGUAUCAAUGACGAUUCCACUCUUCCCGAAAUUCAGUCAUGCUAUGAUCCUGAAAUCAUCGAGGAAAAUGAGAACAUGAAUCUGUCACCAAGUCAGGCUGCCGGGAAAAAAGUGUUUAAAUGUCCACAUUGCCCAUUUUGGGCCUCAACUGCAUCAAGAUUCCAUGUGCAUAUAGUAGGACAUUUAAAUAAAAAACCGUUCGAAUGUUCCUUAUGCAAAUACAAGUCAAACUGGCGCUGGGAUAUAACCAAACACAUCAAACUAAAAUCUGCUAGAGAUCCAGAACAUAACGAAGCUAAAGUCCUAAUGACCGACGAAACUGGUAGGAGGAACUACAGCAAAUACAACAAGUUUCUGGCAAUGCCAGUCAUGAAUGAGAUUGGCGAGAAUGAAUUUCAUUAUAUUGACCCUAAUACUGCGGCAGACUCAUCCAUGGAAAUUGAUGAAACGUAUGAUAUUAGUGAAAGUGCAACUUCGUCAUCUGAAAUGCCACUCAAUUUACAAACCCAACACAGCGAGUUUAUAUCUGAAAAUUUUCACAACACACUCGAAGAUUCUAAGAAGCCUAAGAAAACAUUGUGGAAAUGCAAGAAAUGUAAUUAUAAGGAUUCGUCAAAAGAAGCACUGUUAGAGCAUGUUCGGGAGCAUUCUAGAGCCGACGAUGAUUCUAAGCCUAAGAAGUCGGAAACUACUCCAGAUCCUGCUGAUUUGGCGUACCGAUGCGGACAUUGCAACCAACUUUCCAACUGGAAACACGUAAUACAAAGACAUUGUCGAUUGAAGCACGACGGAGUGAUAAAAGUGAUAACGACAGUGAAACCAAAAGUAGACACAACAAAUGUCAGUGACAACAACAGUGACUACUGUACCAAAUGUCCUUUCAAGUGCAGCGACAAACGACUGCUUAGUGCGCACAUGCAGCAGCAUCAACCUUCGCCUAACUCUGUAUUUAAAUGCUAUUUUUGUCCAUACUUCGUCAAAGACGAACAAGAAUUAAUAAAUCAUCUCGUACUACAUGGUGUUACUGAGCCCGAAGAAUACAUAUCUAACGCCAUGGGGAACAAAUUUACCAUACCUCUGUCAGAACAAACCGAGUCAACAUCGACUCCCAACGCCUCAACUAAAAGGCACAAAUGCACAGAAUGCCCAUAUGAAACUAACAGCAAGUCUCAAUUCAUGUACCACGAACAAUUUCAUAGGCUUCCAGCGGACACUCCUUAUAAAUGUCCAGAAUGUAACUACAGCGUUUCAAAAAGACAUCUUCUUCAUCAGCAUCUGAGAGUACAUGGAAUAUUCACUAAGAAAGGUGAAUUAGAAGCUGAGCUAGAAGCAGCCGCUUCCAAUUCCAAAGAAGAAAUUAAAACAGAAUACCCUGUACUCGAUGAAAUUCCAUUUGUAUGGGUAUCAGCCAAGAAUGAAUUUCAUAAAAUGUACAAGUGUCGAUACUGUUCAUAUGUUAACUCUCAAAAAUGCAAAAUACCUAACCACGAAAAAAUUCAUUGCAUUGUAUUUGAAAAUACUGAAAUAACUGUAUACAAAUGCUUAGAAUGCAAAUACACUUGUGAUAAUGCAGGAAGACUUGCAGAACAUUCCAAAACUCACGAAGAGAUCUAUGGACGCAUUUACUGUCCAGUUGAGGAGGAUGUCCCUGAUGAGGAACAGAUAGCAAAAUUACGAAAAGUUAUUGAAACCGAAAAAUUAAACGCCACCGAAGAGUUUAGAGAAGAUGGAUUACAGGAGACUAAAGAGUUGAAAAUUAUACAUUUCUGUCACAAGUGCCCGGCAAGAUUUUUCACGGACAGUGAAUUAAAAAUUCACGACAAAUUCCACGACUUAACGUUUGAGAAUAAAUGUAAAAGAUGUGAAUUUUCAGUUCCCCAAGAAAGCGAAUUACCCGCACACAUUUUUGUUCAUUCGGACGAGUAUAAUACCAAAACAAAAAUGCUGAAAUUUAUGCACGUAAUUCAUCCCGCUCACAAAGAACCGCUAUUGGAACUAGUUCACUGUCCAACCACCUCCGAAAUCACAUGGGUAGUAGCAAAACCUAGCAAAAACUUCGAAGAUUUUGGACAUAAAAAAUCAACAGACACGAAGCAUGUCCCAAAACAAUAUAGCUGCAAGGAGUGUCCAGCCAAAUUCUUUAAAAGUUCAGCGCUAAGUUACCACAUGGGACUACAUGGAGGCGAUGGCGACCACAAAUGCAAGAAAUGCAGCUAUGCUGUAAAGAAUAUAGGCAAUUUGGCAAAACACGAGUUACUACACGACAACGAAGGCAAAGGUUCGAACUGCGAUUAUGAUUCCGGAGACGACAUGGAUUUCAAAAAUAUACCGUUGUCAGGAACAGAUCUAUUUCAAAGAAAAACUGAAGCACAGAAACGUGUAUUAACGGACAAAGAUAAAUUAGUAAAGCCCAAUGAUCAUUUCCCACCAGUCCUUCAAGCCGAUCCGCAGUUUGGUUAUUUGAUGCAUGGAAACCCAGAGUUCAUAUACCCUACUUACCUAAAAAACGGCCGCCAGAAAGAAAAGAGAUACAAAUGCCACAAGUGUCCAUCGGCAUUUGAAAAGAGAGAACAGUACAAAAUUCAUUUAUCUCUACAUGGUUCAAAGCAAAGGUACAAAUGUGAAUUAUGCGAUUACUCAGUUAAAUACUACGCUAAUUAUGUUCAGCAUAUGCGUAAACAUCAAAUGAACGACGAAGCUCAAGCCGAGAGGAAAAAAGGUAGCAAUGAUUAUGGCGAUAAUGAAAGUCAGGACGAUAAGAUAGAAGAUUGUACAGACAAUAUUAAGUUAGCCAUUAAGACUAUGCCAAAAGGAGCACCGCGUAGCGAUUUUCAACAAUUUUCAGUCAGUGAUCAACAGACUCUCAGACUUCUCCAACGUCGCCGUUCAAUCAAUUCAGCAAAAGAAACGAGUCCAUCUGAAUCACCUACGAAAGAUAGAAAGUUACACAUGUGUUUGUUGUGCCCAUACACGAAUCAAAGACAAGACGCUCUUCACAACCACUACAGACGACACGAUGAAUCUGAUGCAUUGAAUACGACUAAUCAUAAAUGCACAUACUGUGAUCUAUCAGUAGUUCAAUCGCACUUCUUGCGUGAUCACCUCAAAACACAUUUCAGUUAUCAUAAGAACCAGAAUCCUGAAUGUUUUGUAGCGAAUCAAGAUGUGAGCUUCACCAUUACAAAAGUAGAUGAAGAAGACACAGCCACAGAUCUCAAAUUGGAUUUGAAAAGAAAAUACUUUUCAUGCAAUGAUGAAAAAUUAUAUGUGAAAAUAAAAACGGGAGAACUAAUGGUGGAGUAAAUUUUAGAAAACUUGUAUAUUCAUUAUGAUGUUACAUUAUACGGUCUGAUUAGGCAGAUUAGUUAAAUUAUAAUUUAUAAGCCAAAUAAAUAAAACUGUUGAUAUUCACCAAAGUGUAGCUUGCCAUAUUAGACUAACAAUUCUGGCCAUUUUGGUUUAAUAUAUUUUGUGAAUCUGUGUAAUCUAUACAGUUAUUUUUGAACAAAUAUAGGGGAAUAAUUCAUCUGUACUCCCAACUUAGUUUUUUACACUACAUCUACAUUCAAUACAUGCCUAUUUGAACUAGUCGAAAUUUCAAAAUCAGUAAAUAGCAAUUUAAACAUGUUACCACUACACCACACUGGAUAGAAAUUGUAUGUACCUACUUACUACUAGAUAAUAUUUUUUAUUUUAUGUGUAGAUUUUAACAUGGCAUUUUAAAUAAGCUGUGUUUCUUAAUAAAAUGGUAGUUCAGUUUGUGAAACAUUCAUUAUCAUUUAUUUUGUCAAGCAGACAAUAAAGUUGUAUACUGUAAAAAAUUAUAGAUAAACAUAGACAACCGUAAAUUAAUUCAUUGUUCAAAUGAGCGUGUUUUAUAAGCAUUUGUUCCACAUUGUUCUUUAGGACACAUUCAUGUUUUAAAAAAAUAAUAUUACACUUAAUUUAGAUUAAUUAUGUAUA
This is a messenger RNA of Hyposmocoma kahamanoa, 6034 nucleotides long. RefSeq names its product zinc finger protein 91-like. The record is from RefSeq and is a predicted model, not a curated record. The coding region runs from base 188 to 5374 and encodes 1728 amino acids. Gene Ontology annotation, molecular function: DNA-binding transcription factor activity, RNA polymerase II-specific; RNA polymerase II transcription regulatory region sequence-specific DNA binding. Gene Ontology annotation, biological process: regulation of transcription by RNA polymerase II. Gene Ontology annotation, cellular component: nucleus. NCBI's taxonomy places the organism in Eukaryota, Metazoa, Arthropoda, Insecta, Lepidoptera, Cosmopterigidae. The transcript has 5 exons.